AUGUAUCUCAUGUGUAUAUUUGUCAAAAUAUUUGUAGUUUGGCAAAGAGAUUUGAAACUAAUAGUUACACCCUUUUUGUCUAUUCCCACUGUACCAGUAGUAGGACCAUUUCUCGCAAGUGUAUUUGAUCUAUUCUUCCCCAAACCACCUGAAAAGGAGAUGGUUUCAAAAGAGGAUUUGGAAAAGAGAUUGGAUGAAUUUAGAAUUCAAAUGGAAGGUAUCAUGGAUAAAAAGAUUGCCGAGAGUGAAGUUCAAACAUGGAAGAGAAUUUGUGAAGCAUUCUUUAAAGGAUUGGUUGAUAAUAUGGAAGUAUUGAGAACCAAGGUUGGUGUAUUAAAGAUUCGUUUAAGAGAAGGUGAAGCUGACAGUACUCUCAAGACUUAUGUUCGUGAAUCUUUUGAAUCUCUCAGAGUCCAAGUCAAAGCAAUCAUUCGAUUCUGUGGUAACCAUGCAAUGGUUGAUAACGUAGUCCCAUACUAUUUAGAUAGUUUAUUCAUCUAUAUUGUUGUCAUGGCUAAUUUAAAUGCAUUCUGGUAUCAAUUAGAAGUUGAUGAAUUAUUUGUAACUGGGUAUCCAGGAACUGAAGAGGAUGAAAAGGUUGAAUCAUUUAAUGAAAUGGUCGACAAGGUGUUGGUGAGAGCUGUCAAUGAUUUGGCUAUUGCUGGAUCGAGAUGCCUCAGAGACAAAAAGACUAAGGAGAUGGAACUACUCAAUGAAAAAGGGCCAUACAUUUUAAAGUAUAAUCAACUCAUGUAUCCAGUCCAAUUGAUUGAACAUCCUGAAAAGAUUCGUCGUCUCUACACAUCAUUCCAAGAAAGAAACCUAAUUUUCGAGCCAUCAAACCUUCCCAAUAUUACCAAACCCUAUAUUUAUCGUUUCGAUGCUGCCUUUUUCUACCCACCCUCAUGUUGGGAUUACGAUCAUGAUGGUAGAGAUAUCCCCAAGUAUGUCGAACCAUUUAGUGGAUGCACUGGUGUUUAUGAUCUCGGAGACUCCUGUCUCCCCAUCAAACUGCCAGCCAAGAGAUGGGUACAACUUCGUUUCUAUGGUAUCUUUUACAAAAAGAAAACCACAUUGGCUGUGAACGAUGCACCUCUCGAGUACAAGUUGGAUGUCCCAAUGAAAUGUGUCGAUAUGGCUACCGAGAAUGGUCAAUCCGAGGCUGGUCUCAUCUACACCAAAAAGAUGUACACUGAUUUCAUCCGCGUUUCAUUUAUGUCGACAUUUGAACCAACCACAGGGUUCCCUGAGAUAUCAAUGACAUCACUCUUUGGUAAUAAUAAUGCCAAUAUCGAACCAGUCAAAACAGCCCAACAACUGAUCGAUGAAAAAAGAAUUGAAAAGAUCUUGUUUGUCGAGGUCAUUGUCGCCGAUGCAUCAGAACCUGCUCCUCCAGUACAAGAUCAAAUGGCUAAUGAUUUUUAUGGAUACUAUCUGCCACCUCCUACAGAGACUGGUUCUGGGUUGCCUAGAUUUCCCGGAUCGGGAUUGUAUGGCCCAGGUCCUAACCCUCCAAUUAGUAGCAGUAGUAGUAGUAGUAGUAGUAGUAGUAGUAGUAGUAGUAGUAGUAGUUAUUAUUAUACAUUUUUAAAUAUGCCAAAAGUAGGAAAAUUUGCAAAAGCUAAAGGAAAGUUUAUUAAAUCAUCCAAAGAUAAACUAAGAGCUAAAAAGGAUGAAUUUGUUCAAAAUCUAAAGAGUGAUCCUUUCUCUUGUAUCAGUGCAAAGGAUAUCGUUGACUUUUGUCAAGACCCAGAAGGUGUCAUCAAGAAUCUUGUCAAUGAUCCUGAUCUACUUCCUUCACUUGUCAGUGGUGCUUUAUCAUUAGUACCGGUAGUAGGACCAUUACUUGCAAGUGUAUUUGAUCUAUUCUUCCCCAAACCACCUGAAAAGGAGAUGGUUUCAAAAGAGGAUUUGGAAAAGAGAUUGGAUGAGUUUAGAAUUCAAAUGGAAGGUAUCAUGGAUAAAAAGAUUCAAGAAAGUGAAGUUCAAACAUGGAAGAGAAUUUGUGAAGCAUUCUUUAAAGGAUUGGUCGAUAAUAUGGAAGUAUUGAGAACCAAAGUUGGCGUAUUAAAGAUUCGUUUAAGAGAAGGUGAAGCUGACAGUACUCUCAAGACCUAUGUUCGUGAAUCUUUUGAAUCUCUCAGAGUCCAAGUCAAAGCAAUCAUUCGAUUCUGUGGUAACCAUGCAAUGGUUGAUAACGUAGUCCCAUACUAUUUAGAUAGUUUAUUCAUCUAUAUUGUUGUCAUGGCUAAUUUAAAUGCAUUCUGGUAUCAAUUAGAAGUUGAUGAAUUAUUUGUAACUGGGUAUCCAGAAACCGAAGAGGAUGAAAAGGUUGAAUCAUUCACUGAAAUGGUUGAUAAGGUGUUGGUGAGAGCUGUCAAUGAUUUGGCUAUUGCUGGAUCAAGAUACCUCAGAGACAAAAAGACCGAUGAACUACAACUCAUCAUUGACAAAGGACCACAACUAUUAAAGUUGAAUCAACUCAUGUAUCCAGUUCAAUUGAUUGAACAUCCUGAAAAGAUUCGUCGUAGAUACUCAUCGUUUGAAGAUAGAGAGGUCGAAGUCAUCGCGGAAAACCUUCCAAAUAAUGACAAGCCGUACAUCUAUCGUUUCGACGGUGCCAUUUUCUACCCAGCUCCAAAACAAGAUUAUACUUUUGGUAGAGAUAUUCCAAAGUAUGUCGAACCAUUUAGUGAAUGCACUGGAGUGUUUAAUAUCAAAGGUUCCUGUCUUCCCAUCAAACUGCCAACCAAGCGAUGGAUUCAGCUUCGUAUCUAUGAGGCCGAGAGACCAGACACUGGCAGACGUGAAAAGAUCCUAUUUGUCGAGGUCAUCGUCGCCGAUGCAUCAGAACCUGCACCAACUAAUGUGGUUGUAGAACAACCAAAUAGAUGGGGUGACAAUAGGGUAGCUGAAAAGAUUAAUCAGCACAUGGUUAGAGUUAGUGGUUACCUUUUAAAACUUGGUAGGGUUUAA
Messenger RNA from Cavenderia fasciculata, 2976 nucleotides. RefSeq lists its product as uncharacterized. NCBI's taxonomy places the organism in Eukaryota, Evosea, Eumycetozoa, Acytosteliales, Cavenderiaceae. The transcript is spliced from 9 exons. Bases 1 to 2976 code for a protein of 991 amino acids. The record is from RefSeq and is a predicted model, not a curated record. Gene Ontology annotation, molecular function: toxin activity.